This is a messenger RNA of Penicillium crustosum, 641 nucleotides long. Its product is annotated as mitochondrial 54S ribosomal protein uL11m. The record is from RefSeq and is a predicted model, not a curated record. Gene Ontology annotation, biological process: translation. Gene Ontology annotation, cellular component: mitochondrial large ribosomal subunit; ribosome. Gene Ontology annotation, molecular function: structural constituent of ribosome; large ribosomal subunit rRNA binding. The transcript is spliced from 2 exons. Lineage: Eukaryota; Fungi; Ascomycota; Eurotiomycetes; Eurotiales; Aspergillaceae. Bases 17 to 478 code for a protein of 153 amino acids.
CGACAUAUUCUUCAUCAUGGCACGAAACGUAUUGGCCAAGGAUCAAUUUGUUAAGCUCAUUGUUGGAGCUGGUCAGGCCAGUCCCAGUCCCCCUGUUGGUCCGGCUCUGGGAAGUAAAGGUGUUAAGUCCAUGGACUUUUGCAAGGAAUUCAAUGCCCGCACAGCUCACAUCAACACCGGUGUUCCCAUCCCCGCGCGUGUCACUGUCCGUCCUGACCGAUCCUUCUCCUUCGAACUCCGCACCCCGACUACCACCUACCUCCUACUCAACGCGGCCAAUGUCGAACCCCGGAAGAACCGCCUGCGUGGUGCCAUGAACCCUGGCCACGAAGUUUGUGGCAAGAUCUCCCUCAAGCACGUUUACGAGAUCGCCAAGCUCAAGCACACCGAGACCCGGUUAUCAGGCUUGUCCCUGGAAGGAUUGUGCAAGAGUGUCAUAUCCCAGGCCAAGUCCAUCGGUAUCCAGGUCAUCCCCUGAAGAUCACAAGGACAAUAAACUUGUAUAAUUAUUGGUCAUUCCGGUAGUGCUCCCAGGGGCCUACUUGUUUUGAUUUGGAACCUUUUACUGGGCGUUUUCUGCGAAAUUGGAGGCAUCUUCUUCCUCCCGUUGUACGAUACCGAUUAUUAUUAUUUUUUCUCCA